Molecule: messenger RNA, 664 nt
Organism: Cylas formicarius (sweet potato weevil)
Lineage: Eukaryota; Metazoa; Arthropoda; Insecta; Coleoptera; Brentidae
Gene: Trs33
Product: trafficking protein particle complex subunit 6b
Exons: 2
Coding region: 13-489 (158 amino acids)
Biological process (GO): endoplasmic reticulum to Golgi vesicle-mediated transport; regulation of GTPase activity
Cellular component (GO): TRAPP complex; cis-Golgi network; trans-Golgi network
Source: RefSeq, a predicted model, not a curated record
UUAGUCAGUGACAUGGCGGAUGAAGUGGUUUUUGAUUUGUUGCACUCCGAGAUAGUGAAUUACGUUUUAGAGUCCAAUAGCAAAAAUAAAGAAGGAAAGGAUGAAGACUUGUCAACUCUGGAAUACGUGGGGUUUUCAGUGGGAUACAGGUUAAUUGAGAGACUAACCAAGGAAAUGACCAGAUUUAAAGAGGAACUAGACACCAUGAAAUUUAUUUGUACUGACUUUUGGUCGGCAAUCUAUAAAAAGCAAAUAGACAACUUAAGAACUAAUCAUCAGGGUGUAUAUGUUUUGCAAGACAAUAACUUUCGUAUUCUGAAUAAGAUGUCAAACAGCAAGCAGUACUUGGAAGUAGCACCUCCUUACAUUGCAUUUACUUGUGGUCUCAUCAGAGGAAGUCUUGCCAAUUUAAACAUCCAUUGCUUGAUUACUGCUGAAGUGCAAAGUUUACCUGCAUGUAAAUUCCACAUUCAAAUACUAAGGACGUAGGAAAUAUGUCAGUUAUAAGUAAUUUGUCAUUGUGGUUGGGCAAUUUUGCAGGUAAUUUAUGACAGAUAAAUGAGAGUAGUUUGAGUCAGUAAAUCAGGUUUGGUUGAAACAAAAUUCUAAAUUAUAUGUAUGUUAUAAAAUAUUUAUUUGUAAAUUUUGUUCAAAAAAAUAUCAU